UCUGUUUAUAAACUCACUUGUAUCGUAUCUUACUGUUUCAUAUACCCUUUUACCCAAAACUCCAAAACCAUCCUGACUGUGCUAUCACCCAAGACCGCCUACCUUCCGGCAGCGUUUUCCGGCAACCCAGCACCGCCCUUCCGGCAACCCAGUACCGUCCUUCCUUCUUUCUCAAUUGUUUAGUUCUGGUACUUCCUAACUCCUGAUUAUUUAUUAAUUUUGAGUGAUUAAUGGAUAUGAGGGUUUCAUCAGCACCGAGCAAGUUUAGCAUUAUUAGAUUCAAUUGCAUUCUUCAGAAAGCAUUUCCAAGUAGAAAAAAAUAUGCAAAACAAAAUUAUAGAAAUUUGUCUAUAUGUACCUCACCAUCAUCAUCAUCAUCGUCAACAGCAACAACUUCUUUGAUUGUUGGGUCGGUAUUCGCUUCACCUGCCGAUGUUCCGCAACGUUCCGACGAGUGGUUCGCUCUUCGGAAAGACAAACUAACCACAAGCACAUUCAGUACCGCAUUAGGUUUUUGGAAAGGUAGCCGUCGCUCAGAGUUGUGGCAUGAGAAAGUAUUUGCAUCAGAAUCACAAAUCAUUGAAUCUUCUAAAAGAAAUGCAAUGGCCUGGGGAAUGCUCAAUGAGGCAGUGGCUGUUGAAAACUAUAAGAAAAUCACGGGCCGUGAGGUGAGUUCGAUGGGGUUCGCAGUUCAUUCGAAACAGUCUUAUGAUUGGCUUGGUGCAUCACCCGAUGGGGUUCUCGGCACCGCUGGAAUAUUGGAAGUUAAGUGUCCGUAUAACAAGGGCAAGCCUGAGGCAGGUUUGCCAUGGUCAAGAAUGCCUUUUUAUUACAUGCCUCAAGUUCAGGGUCAAAUGGAGAUUAUGGCUUUUGAAUGGGUUGAUUUGUAUUGUUGGACACCAAAUGGAAGCACUAUAUUUCGUGUCGAUAGGGAUCGUGGAUAUUGGGACUUAAUACAUGGGAUUCUAAGAGAGUUUUGGUGGGAAAACGUGGUUCCGGCGAGGGAAGCUUUGUUGUUAGGGUGUGAAGAACAAGUGGAGUCUUAUAAGCCUGCAUCUACACACAAAAUGACUGGAUUAGCAAUUGCUAAAAGCAUCAAGUUAGCUAGUGAAUCAAAGCUGUUAUGCAGAGAAAUUGCAGGUUGGUUCAAAUGUAACAUUGACGACUUUGUUAGCAAUGGUGGACUCUAGGCCAGCCUAUGUAGGUUUUUUCAGAAAUCAUCUUGGCGGUUGAGUCUUUGGAUUCCCUCAGAUGGGUUCUUCGAGUAUUCUUAUGGCAGAGGCGCGGAGCUGUAGGGACUGGUGUCUGUGGUAGAGGUCACUUGGCAAUAUGGUGUGUGGAAUUUGGUUGUGGAGUGUAACUCUAAAGUUGUCGUCCAGCUGAUCAGAGAAGGGUGUGAGGCCAAUCAUCAUUGUUGGAGCAUGAUUUGGAUGUGGAAAAAUUGGAUGGACAAGGACUCGCAAGUCCAAUUUUGCCAUGUUUAUUGAGAAUCAAAUUUGGUUGCAGAUUGACUUGCUAAUUUUGCUCACUCUCAACAGUUGGGAAUUCAUACUUCAGACAAUUUUUCAUUUUGAUUUUUCUUUACUUUUGAAAUUUUAUGGGAAUUAGUUUUUCCUGUAGAGUUACAUGUUAAUUUGUUUAUGUAUAAGGGUUAAGCUCCUUCUUUGUAUAAAAAAAUGCACCACAUUAUCUUUUUA
Messenger RNA from Cicer arietinum (chickpea), 1697 nucleotides. RefSeq lists its product as uncharacterized. NCBI's taxonomy places the organism in Eukaryota, Viridiplantae, Streptophyta, Magnoliopsida, Fabales, Fabaceae. The record is from RefSeq and is a predicted model, not a curated record.